Molecule: messenger RNA, 921 nt
Organism: Capsella rubella
Lineage: Eukaryota; Viridiplantae; Streptophyta; Magnoliopsida; Brassicales; Brassicaceae
Exons: 5
Coding region: 203-703 (166 amino acids)
Source: RefSeq, a predicted model, not a curated record
AAAAAGAAAAAGAAAUGGUCAACGAGAAAAGGAAGACGAAAGAGGAUUGAACGGUAGACGUAGAUAGACGCCAUAGGAGAGUUUGAAGAGUAUAACCUCAUUUGUGAAAAGGGAAUUUUGCGUCGACGCUUGCUUUAUUAUGGACUAUUGUCGUUGAAGCUGAAGCUGCUGCGAUUGAAGGAGAGAUCCAAUCAUCGGGCAGAUGGAGGAAUCUACGGAUACGACCACUUCUUCCUCUCAUUAUUUCUCCAUUUUCACCAAUUACCCUCUCAUUUCCGCUGUUACGGCUUUCACCAUCGCUCAAUUCAUCAAACUCUUCACCUCCUGGUAUAGAGAAAGGAGAUGGGAUCUCAAACAGCUUAUUGGGUCCGGAGGAAUGCCUUCUUCGCAUUCGGCCACAGUCACUGCUCUCGCUGUAGCUAUUGGAUUACAAGAGGGCUUUGGUGGGUCACAUUUUGCCAUUGCUUUGAUCUUGGCAUCUGUUGUGAUGUAUGAUGCUACUGGUGUUAGAUUACAUGCGGGUCGUCAAGCUGAGGUUCUCAAUCAGAUUGUAUACGAACUUCCUGCAGAACAUCCGCUGUCUGAAAGCAGACCAUUGCGUGAACUGCUCGGUCAUACCCCUCCUCAGGUUGUUGCUGGUGGGAUGCUUGGAAGUGCCACAGCAGUCACUGGAUACUUGUUUUUCAGGAUAGCUACUAGCUAACGUUAAGACCAAGCAAACAACUCUUCUACUUCAUUUCCUAUUGAAGCCACUGGACAGAACCAAAACAGGCUUACAAUCAAAGCCGAGUUUGAUGCACUAUUUAUUCUUACUGAAAGCCAUGCUCCUCUUAUCAUUCUAUAUUUGAUGUAAAGAAACUAGAGACACCAUUACAAAAAAUCGUGAUUUUAUUUGGAAAUAAAUAGUAUACAAGGAAUUUG